AUGGCACUACUGAUAAUACUGAUUACCUGUUUUGUGUUUAUUUUUGCUACUUCCCAGCCUUGCCAGACCCCUGGUGACUUUGUGGCUGCCACUUCUCCAGGGCAUAUCAUGAUUGGAGGUUUGUUUGCCAUUCAUGAAAAAAUGCUGUCCUCAGAAGACUACCCCAGAUGGCCAGAAAUCCAGAAGUGUGUUGGAUACAUGCCAAGGGUUAAGGCUGUCAUAGGUGCUGGCUACACAGAAAUAACCAUGGCUGUCUUCCGGGUGUUGAAUUUACAGCUCAUGCCACAGGUGAGUUAUGAAUCAACUGCAGAAACCCUAAGUGACAAAAUUCGCUUUCCUUCAUUUUUACAGACUGUGCCCAGUGACUUCUACUAGACUAAAGCAAUGGCCCACCUGAUUCAGAAAUGUGGAUGGAACUGGAUUGGCAUCCUAACCACAGAUGAUGACUAUGGACGACUGGCUCUCAACACUUUUGCAAUUCAGACCUCAACAAAUAAUGUGUGCAUAGCCUUCAGAGAAGUUCUCCCAGCCUUCCUCUCAGAUAAUACCAUUGAAGUCAGGAUCAGUCAGACACUUGAGAGAAUCAUAGCAGGCCAGGUUAAUGUCGUUGUGGUAUUUCUGAGUCAGCUCCAUGUUUUCAAUCUCUUCAGUAAAGCCGUUGAAAGGAAUAUAAAUAAGAUCUGGAUUGCUAGCGAUAACUGGUCAACGGCCACCAAGAUCACCGCCAUUCCUAAUGUUAAAAGGAUUGGCAAAGUUGUGGGGUUUACCUUUAGAAGAAGGAAUAUGUCCUCCUUCCAUUCCUUUCUUCAAAAUCUGCAUAUGUUUCCCAGUGAUAAUAACAAGCCCUUAAAUGAAUAUGCCGCUCAAGGCUCUGCCUGUGCAUAUACUAAGGACAGUGAUCUGAGUCAAUGCAUUUCCAACUAUUCUCAGGGGACUUUGGCCUACAAGGCUAACGAGGAUAUAGAAAGGAACUUCUCGCUGAGAAAUGACUUCCUGUGAGAUUACACUGAGCCGGGACUUAUUCACAGUAUUCAGCUAGCAGUGUUUGCCCUUGGUUAUGCCAUUUGGGAUCUGUGCCAAGCUCGAGACAGUCAGAACCCCAAUGCCUUCCAACCACGGGAGUUACUUGAUGUACUGAAAAAUGUGACGUUCACAGAUGGAGGGAGUUCAUUUCAUUUUGAUGCCCAUGGAGAUAUGAAUACUGGAUAUGAUGUUGUUGUGCUCUGGAAGAUCAACAGCCACAUGACUGUUGCCAAGAUGGCACAAUACGACCUGAAGAAUGAUGUCUUCAUUGUCACAGACCAAGGAACAAAAAAUGAGUUCAGGAAUCUUAAGGUAAUUUUGCUGUUGGCUGCUUUGUAG
Lagenorhynchus albirostris (white-beaked dolphin) is the source of this 1362-nucleotide messenger RNA. It is a transcript of the gene GPRC6A, whose product is annotated as G protein-coupled receptor class C group 6 member A. Gene Ontology annotation, molecular function: G protein-coupled receptor activity. NCBI's taxonomy places the organism in Eukaryota, Metazoa, Chordata, Mammalia, Artiodactyla, Delphinidae. Gene Ontology annotation, biological process: G protein-coupled receptor signaling pathway. The record is from RefSeq and is a predicted model, not a curated record. Gene Ontology annotation, cellular component: membrane.